UCGGUCGAAUGUCUGUUGAAGGUCUAACGUCAAACCAACUUCACCGCGGUGAAACAGAGUUAACGCCGCUUCAUAAAACAAUAUAGUGUUCAGUAGGAGGCGCCAACAGGAAAUAGAAAAGUAAAGUGAAAGUGAACUUGUCCCAGUCAAAGGUUCCUGCGAAAUGUGCUGCUUUUUUAACGGAUGAUGAAGAUGUUUAUGUUUUGCGUCUUCCUCCAGUUCGUUUCCCAUCAUGCAUCAGCUGAUGAUAUUUACGAGGGCGACACCUUCCUGCUGCCCUGUGAGUUUCCCACCUUUGAUGUCGACCCGACUCCUUCGGUUCUGUGGAGCCGCUACGACCUCAGACCUUCAACUGUCCAUCGGCAUCAGAAAGAAGGCGACGCAUUUGAGGACCAGAACCAGCUUUACAGCGGCCGGACCUCGAUGAUGACGGACGCUCUGGAAAGCGGAGACCUGAGUUUGACCCUGACGCAGCUGAAGGUGUCUGACAGUGGAACCUACACCUGCUCCAUCACUAGUGUAAGAGGAGAACAUCAUGUUACAGACGUACAGCUGCAAGUCAAAGAGUGGUUUCCUUCCUGGGUCACAGCUCUCCUGGUCGUCAUCAGUGUUGUUUUAAUAGUUGUUGUGUCUGUUGUUAUACAUUUCUAUCAGUACAUCAUAUCAGUUUACCAUGUGGAUGUUAAAUCGGGGGUGGAGUCUGUCCAGCUGCCCUGCAAAACCAUGCGUUACCUGAACAGAGUCAAGAAGGUGGAGUGGUGCCAAUACAACAACAUCGUCCACACGUAUGAGGUUGACUCUGAGGCGACUGGACAUCAGCAGCAGCACAGACUAACAGAGAUGAAUCCACAGACACGUGGAGACUUCAGUUUGAUCCUAAAAUACCCGACAGAAGACAACAGUGGAACCUGGACCUGCUGCAUUUACAACAGGGACGAAGACAGUCUGGAGAAACGAGUGCAUCUCCAGGUCAAACUUGAUAAAGUGGAUGCGGCUGCAGGACAGGAGUCUGUCCUGCUUUCCUGCUGGCCCAAAACCACAGUCCCCUCCGAUCAAGUCACAGUGGAGUGGACCAUCGGCAGAGAAAAGGUCCAUGUGUUUCACAAUGGUUCUGACCAACCUGAGGAUGAGUCCUGGUCUUACCGCCAUCGAACAGAGAUGACACGCAAUGACUUCAGUCUGACCCUGAAAAACCCCACAGACUUUGACAGUGGGACCUUCAAGUGCACCGUCUACAGCGAGGACGGAAACAUCCUGAGGAAGAAAGAAGUACGGCUUAAUGUCGAAGUCUGUAAGGUGGAGAUUGAGGAGGGGGAAGAGUCUGUCCUGCUGCCAUUCAGAACCACAGAGAACCUGCCUGACGAUGUUGUGGUGGAGUGGAGACGUGAAGAUCUCAUCCGUCCCGUGUACAAAUAUAACAAUGGUUUUGAGCAACUCGAUCAACAGGACCCAGGUUACGAAGGCCGCACAGAGAUGAAGGCCGACCUGCUGACAAGUGGAGACUUCAGUCUGACCCUGAAGGAGCCAAAGGUUCAAGACCAUGGAACAUAUGUCUGUGAGGUCUCUAACGCUAAAAUCCGAAGGAGGAAAACUGUGAAACUGCGGGAAAGGAGGAAGAGGACGACACAGGAGGACCAGGAGAGACUCAGCCGAUCCUACUCCUCUGCUUAAGCUGGUCUGAGCAGAGAAGUAGGUGAUGAUCUUCCUCCUUCUGUUGGAUGUGAAUCUGGGAGUUGCUCAUACAGCUGCUUGUGUUAGUGUUUCAGACUGUUACGUCAUGUUGUGGGAUGAAAAGUAAGAAAAAAAAAGUAGAACACAGGUUCCUGUGGCCGAACAUUCACCUGAUGAAAUAUGCAACGAAUUAUUAACAUGCAUGUUCAUAUUAACAAGUAUUUCAGUGAACCCUUCCUGAGGAGACUUAGGGCUAGAUGCGUGUGGGGCUUCCUCUUGCUCUAGUCACCAAAGUCUAAUGAGUCGUGGCUCAGUGGGGGAAACUGGAGGCUCUGGUUGUGUUGAAGCACUCAAACCUAAAUCUGAGAUUCAGGAGAAUAAAUGUUUGUGCUGUUUGAGUUACACUAUAAUUGAUGACCCACUUGACGUGAGGUUUUUUAUGUUUGCAAUGAUCAGAUGUGUUGAUGGAGGCACAGACUCUAGUGCACAGUGAGAAUCAAACUGGUUUGGUUUUAGACCUAGGUCUGGGUCCAAUCCAUUUGGUUUCUUAUCCAAGAACUUUUAACUGAAACCGACCGAUAGAUUGGUCCAAUGAGUUGCUGAUGGCAUCAAUGCAAACCUAAGCAACAUGAUCAAACAUGCUGCUGCUCUGGUGUUCAAAGGAAACAAACAACACGUGACGUUUCCAGCUCCAGAAAUUAAUAAAGGGAUUGUUUUAUUAAAAUGA
Betta splendens (Siamese fighting fish) is the source of this 2398-nucleotide messenger RNA. RefSeq lists its product as uncharacterized. The transcript has 7 exons. Gene Ontology annotation, cellular component: external side of plasma membrane. The record is from RefSeq and is a predicted model, not a curated record. The coding region runs from base 184 to 1671 and encodes 495 amino acids. Gene Ontology annotation, biological process: immune response; negative regulation of T cell proliferation; T cell costimulation. Lineage: Eukaryota; Metazoa; Chordata; Actinopteri; Anabantiformes; Osphronemidae.